Molecule: messenger RNA, 4494 nt
Organism: Photinus pyralis (common eastern firefly)
Lineage: Eukaryota; Metazoa; Arthropoda; Insecta; Coleoptera; Lampyridae
Gene: fus
Product: RNA-binding protein fusilli
Exons: 8
Coding region: 781-3093 (770 amino acids)
Biological process (GO): regulation of RNA splicing
Cellular component (GO): ribonucleoprotein complex; nucleoplasm
Molecular function (GO): mRNA binding
Source: RefSeq, a predicted model, not a curated record
CUGGCAGGUAGAACCAGUCGACGCGGCCCCUUCUACGAGUGUACGACAAAAAUUGAGGCUAUCUGACAGCCUGAAUGUAAAAAUGAAAACAAUUCCCAUUAAUUAUUUUUAAAACCAAAUAUUUUGUAAUGACCGGUAGGCUGUGAACAUAUAUUUUUAAAGAAACGUGCAGUCGUUAAAACAAUAAGUGCCUUAGUACCUACUCGGAUUAACCUGUUGAUUCCUGCGCACAUCCUAUUAUUUGGUGAAAAAUAAACGUUAAUGUGUUUCAAAAUUACAAAAAGGACGUACCUAUCUUUCUAAACGUGAUGCUGCCCCGAAAAAAGUACCUGAAUUAGAAAAUAACGCAAAACCGACGUCGAACGCUUUUACCAAAUUUUAAAUGUUAAACUUGUUUUAGUGUACCUAUUAUAAAAUUGAGAAAUACUCUUCGUUUUAAGUCAUAUUUAUCGUUGUGAUAUCCUUCGUUAAUUUAUUUACUUAAAUAAUAUAAUUUAAAAGACCUACCGUCAUACGUUAUAGGUUAGAUUAGGUACUAAAUAAUACUUCUGUGAUUCUCUGAUAAGCAAUUUCAAAGUGAUAAGAACAUUUCUUGUACCUAUAUCUACCUACUGAUAUAACUACGGCCGUAAAAAACUGAGUGCUUACCUACUAUUUUACAUUCUAAUGCAAAACUUUAAAAAUACGGGGAGAAUCAACAAGUGGUCGCGUGGCAGCAUGGCGGAUUGUGUACUAUAGAAGAAUAUUAUUCCAUCAUUCGAAUUUUUCCAUAUUCACCAAAUGAGUAUUAAAGGCCUCAAUAUGAUUGGACCUCACCACGUCUGCAUACUUUAUGUGGCUACAGCUGGCCUACAAGGACCGCUGAUGGGAUCAGACGAACAAGAAAUUGUCCUUUUGAUUUAUGUUAUCAUCGAUGUUAUGCAAAACAAGGUUGUGGGAAUCCAACAAUAUCCAGUUCGUCCAUUAGCGGCAGACGUAAACGAAAAUAUUUUAUCCGACCAACUAACAUCCGAAUCCGUAUUAACCGACGAAUUAAUUAAAUCCGCUGGAAGACUGCUAGAAAACGCUUUAACGGAAUUCGAGAUCUACUGCGCUAGCAUUCACGUUGAUCCUCACAACCCCGGUUUUCAGUUUGUAACGGACGGACAGUUACCAUUAAGACAAUGUUUGCACCCAGAGGCCUGUAGAAAAGACAUAGACUUACCUUAUUACUAUUCAACUUUCCAUGACCUAAGGAAGGAAGUAGCGAAAUUUAUUGGAAAAACUGACGACUUACCUCAAAGUGUUCCUGAUAUGGUGACGUAUAUAGAUUUAAAACCAGAAUCCGAAAAUGAAUUUUACAAAAAAGAGGCUAAAGAUAUGAUAAACAUUGUACAUAGGUUAAUAAGGGACGGGCAUCGAUUCGAAAUUCCGGAAACGAUUAGUCUAAUACUGGAACCUGGAAUCUGCUCGAAGGACGAUGAGAUAGAUGGUAAUUGUGUGGUGAGAGCAAGAGGUUUACCCUGGCAAAGUAGUGACCAAGAUAUAGCAAAAUUUUUUCGUGGACUGAAUGUUGCCAAGGGCGGUGUAGCACUGUGCUUGUCCCCUCAAGGAAGACGGAACGGUGAAGCUUUAAUUCGAUUCAUUAAUCAAGAACACAGAGAUAUGGCACUAAAGAGACAUAAACAUCACAUUGGACCUCGUUAUAUCGAAGUGUAUAGAGCAUCUGGAGAUGACUUUUUGUCUGUCGCAGGGGGUUCUAACGGAGAAGCACAAGCAUUUUUAUCUAGAGGUGCCUCGGUUAUAGUCCGUAUGCGCGGUUUACCAUACGACUGCACGGCUAAGCAAGUUCUCGACUUUUUCGCUUCUGGGGAACAACCGUGUACAGUCUUAGAUGGGCCAGAUGGGGUGUUGUUUGUGAAAAAACCCGACGGUAGGGCAACCGGCGAUGCGUUUGUUUUAUUUGCUCAAGAGUCCGAUGCGCCAAAGGCGCUUUCGAAGCACAGAGAGUGCAUUGGAUCGAGAUACAUCGAACUUUUUCGAUCGACGACUGCCGAAGUACAACAGGUUCUAAAUCGUUCCUUAGACCCCAAGACCUAUGAACAACCUGCUCCUUUGAUUGCUCAAAUACCACAAGUGCCUUUAUUGCCUCAACACAUCAUUACCUCUGGUACUCGUAAAGACUGCAUUCGACUUAGAGGGCUUCCUUAUGAAGCACAAGUAGAACAUAUAUUGGACUUCUUGGGUGACCAUGCCAAAAAUAUUAUUUUGCAAGGCGUUCAUAUGGUAUAUAAUGCUCAGGGACAACCUAGUGGCGAAGCUUUUAUUCAAAUGGAUUCGGAGCAAUCGGCCUUUAAUGCGGCUCAACAAAAACAUCACCGUUAUAUGAUAUUCGGCAAAAAACAACGUUACAUAGAAGUUUUCCAGUGUUCAGGAGAAGAUAUGAAUCUCGUUUUAACUGGAGGAAUACCGUCACCAGUGUCACCUGCAAAAGCCGCCCCGGCUUUGCUCAGCCCCGGUAUGUUACCUCCUUUAGCACCGUUGCCACCCACAAACAUUCCGCCACCUCCUCCCCCAUCAACAGCUGCUCAGAUAUCUCAAAGUGUGGUUACGCCAGGGUGGGAAAAUUCACCCUUAUUAGCGCAGCAACAAGCGCAAAUGAUCGCGCAACAAAAUUUGCUUGUCCGUCAAAGUCAAGCACAAGCACAAGUUCAGGCACAAAAUGAACACAUACUUUUAAUGAAUCAAAUUGCACAUCAUAAUCUGGCGGUCUUAAACCACGGUGUUCCUUCAAUCGGUGCCGCUGCAGCCAACGGUGCAUUAUUAAAAGCGCCACCCGCCAUGCAAAUAAUGCCGCAUAUUUUACCCCAUCAACAGCCCCUUGUUUUAUUACCCCCUCGGAUGGCCCCAUUGGGAAUGCCGAGGGCGCCGGUUGCAUAUCCGUCACAAUUAUUACCCAGUGGCGCGCAAGGUGUUCUUCCCUUUGUCCCCCACGUCGCAGUGAAGCGUAGUUACGGCGAUGCGUUUAAUGAACAAGCGACUUCUGCAAAACGCGCCUAUCAGCAAGGAGCCGCCGUUCCCCUACCUUAUCAGACUUUUUAUCAUAAUGUAUAAUUUUGCAUUCCAAAAUAAAGUAUAAUCUAGGCUACCUACGUAAGUAACAUUCCAUUUUUCCACUCAAAAAGACUUAUUUAUCAUUCCAGUUAGUUUUAAGAAAAUCUCUUCGAUUUAAACAUGACAAACUUGUGCCUUAUUUUGAGAUAUCUACAAAUAAUGCUUUUAUCCAUUACACGUAAUGUGCCUUACACUGACUGUGAAAUUUAUAGACUUGGUAAUCCAGUGAUUCUGACUCAUUACUAUUCAUUUUUUUUUAAAUCGCGAAAAUUAUGUUAGUGAUAAUUAUAUUGUAUUUGUCCCGUUACAAUACGAAAUUAGCGUUACGUUGUACUCUGUAAUGAGGCUUUUGUUGUAACAAAAUGUCUGCCACUAAUAUACGGAUGGAUUGGGUUUAAUAUAUUGUUUACAGUGGUUUAGGAGUUUAAAUUUAUUGAAAGACAAUUGGAAAUCCAACUUGUUAAUUUCGGCAUUGUCUUUGAAUGAAUUUUUGACAGUAAUUAUUUACAUUAUGGAGAAGGUUAUUGACUCCAUAUGGCAGCUUGAAUAUAUGUGUAUAUUAAUUAUGGUUUAGUUAUCGUUUUUUGAAUUUUAUAUAAUGGGGUACAUUUUGUUUUUUUUAGUUAGCGCAUAAAUCUCACAAGAGGUUUGCAAAUUAUUGGUAGUAGGUUAGUAUAAGCCUUCUGCAUUCUCUUGGGCUUCCGCUAGAUUUUGAUUAAAGUUUUGGUGUUUCUAACAAGCUUCUUGGCAUCUAAACUCUCUUAUUAUUGUGGACGAUUAGAACACAUGGCUGGGUACUAAUUUAGUUUUUCCAUGAUUUUUGUACUUGUUUUUUAGUAGUUUUUUUUUAUUUAAUGGAAAAACUAAAUUAAUUCUAUAUAACUAACAUUGUCGACUGUAAAUAUGAAUUCAUUCGUACGAUCAUUUGAAAUAUCCUGAGCUAGUCAAAAUCUAGCGAAAGUAUAAAGUGAUCUUCACUUUAGAAUCACCUUGUUUAUUUCUGUUACUGUAUGCAGCUCUUACUUCAUACAAUAUGUUUCUAAUUAAUUUACACUUUAAUAAAUGUUUUGUCACAAUAAUGCUUUUUGGGUUUAAUGUUAGAUCUCCUUUUGCUGACCUGUUUUGCUCAUCUUGGAGACACAUGCGUGUUAAUUAAAUAUUAAUUUUUGGUAUUACAAGAUGAGCAAAUCGGGAGUUGUGGGCUAGAUUUGUUGGUUAUCCGGGACAUGGCAUCGUUCGUGGUGUUCGUGGGCUCCACAAGGUGGAAUGGUAAUUUCUGCUACACUGUGGUGAGUCUAUUUAUACUUAUUACCAACCUUACAAAAAUAACACUUCUUUGUCAUAGGCUCAUAGAGUAGUUUCAAUCAUACAUUAUAGCUUUCUUUUAUGUGGGUUAUGGUA